Molecule: messenger RNA, 2028 nt
Organism: Baudoinia panamericana UAMH 10762
Lineage: Eukaryota; Fungi; Ascomycota; Dothideomycetes; Mycosphaerellales; Teratosphaeriaceae
Product: glycosyltransferase family 2 protein
Exons: 5
Coding region: 1-2028 (675 amino acids)
Source: RefSeq, a predicted model, not a curated record
AUGGCGGCUGGAGCGGUAGUUAACGCUGUGGAUACUGCCAAGGAACUCGUCACGAACGCUUUCCGACGCAGCAGCUUGAAUGACGUGUAUGAGAAGGCCAAGAGCAGAGGCGAGCACCUGAAGAGGAAGAAGUGGGUAAUGUUACUGUUCGAGUACUCGGUAUACGCCUUGAGCCUUGCAUUCAUCUACUUCGUGCUGGUUGGAGUUCCAUUGUGGAAAGGUACGGUAUGGUGGUUGUAUUGGGUAGUCAGCAACAAGUUUGUGGUGGCAGGGACGUGGUCGGUAACCAUUGGGCUUGCAAUCAUAUAUGCUUUCCCGCCACUCCUUAUGCUUUUUGAGAAGGAGCCUCCAAUGCCUGAGGAUCUCAACAACAUUGAUGCGACGAAGACGCCGAACGUUCACAAUGUCGCCUUGCUGAUCCCCUGCUACAAGUCCGCCAAGAUUAUCGGGCCUACGCUCGAAGCUGCGUUGAAGAUCUUCCCGCGAGAUCAUAUCUUCAUCGUCGCUAACGGCAACAGCCCGACGCCGUUGGACAAUACCGAGGAAGUCUGCAAACAGUAUGGCGUCAACCAUGUCUGGUCGCCUAUUGGGUCGAAACUCGUUGCGCAAUUCGUCGGCUGCUAUGCUGCGAAGCAUUUCGAGAACGUGCUGAUUAUCGACGAUGACUGUUCACUGCCUCCGAACUUCCCGAUCGUCAGCGAUCGGUUGAAGGGCAAGGUCGGCUGCAUCGGCUAUACUAUCAAAUCUGUCGGACCCGAUUCCACGAAAGGCACGCUCUGCCACCAGGCGCAAGACCUCGAAUAUAAGCUCAGUGGACUGCAGCGCCAGUUCGCCGGCUUCGUUGGCUCUGCGACAUUCGCGCAUGGGGCCAUCUCUCUGUGGAACACGCAAUUCUUGAUCAAGACUUUCUACACCCACCCCGGCUUCAGCGUCAGCGAGGACUGGUUCUUCGGCCAUGUCGCGCGUAAACUGGGCUGCCGCAUCAAGAUGUGCAGUGCCAUCUUCGUCGAGACUGAGACUCCUCCUGCCAUCUUCUUCUCCGGCGGUGGCUCUCGCGGUGGCUUCGGCGAGAUGACCAUCUUCAAGCAGCGCUUCUACCGAUGGAACUUCUUCUUCGUCAACGGCCUGUAUUACAACAUGGGCUACAUUCUCGGGUCGUGGAAACUCGGCUUCUGGGAGCUCGGAGCGAAGCUAUUCGUCUUUCAAGAGGUGUACGAGACACUGCUUUACCUGAUCGCGCCUUUUAUGCUGCCCAUCUCAUUCAUCGUCCGGCCGGCUGUUGCUGGAUACCUCACGGCCGCGACCUUUGUGCUGUACUUCGUCACUGUUACGAUCUUCAACGAAGUCCAUCUCCGGCUACGAAACGAGCGUGUGGGUUUCGUGGCAUUGUACAUCUACUACAUGCCGUACAAGUUUAUCCUUACGGUUGUCAACAUCGGAUCGUGUUACUACUCGCUAUACAAAUACGCGAAGUACUUCGCGAAGCGGCAUCCCAAAGUGAUCGAAGAUGAGAGGGCUGUAGAAGUCGUUCUCCGUCUUGAUGAGCGCCGCCCUGCAAACACAGCAGAAGCGAUGAGUGGACGCAGGAUGACGGUCGGAGCGGUAGGUCUAAGGCUUGGAUCCGUCAGUGGUGGCCGUAUGAGCAUAUCGCCGCUGGACGUUCAACCUAACCAGCGUCUGGCCAGCAUCACGGAGAACACCACUCCGUCAACGCCCAGACGAUCUGGCGACUUGCCAUGGCAGUCAUCCGAUGCAUUGCCAUAUGACAUGACGGCUGCUCCGAAGCUUGCGCCCGUUGUUUCAAAUCCGAUUCCGCCAAAAUCGGACGUCGUCGAUUUCGCUGAGCAGCAAGCCGCGGCUCGAACGUUGCUAUCGCCAGCUUCGAACGACAUGCUGCUGCGGACUGUGGGCGAGCAGCCUUCUCUCGACUUCGCGCUUAGUACCGAACACGAAUUGUCGCAUCAGGCUUCGUGGAGAACCGAUCAGAGCGAUGAUAGAGUAGUCAGCUCCGCAAGGAGUAUGGUUUGA